GUCACAACAAACAUGGCCAUUCAGCGAAACGCACAGCAGGACGGAUAAAUAUUGUAAACCACUUGCUUUUAAACUGUGUUACGUGUUUCUAGCCGGCAGUAGGGAAGAUUUUAGUGCUCAUUCCAUCGAGAAGUAUUGCAGCAAGAACGCCUAGUAAGCUCAGGCUUCGAAAACCGACCGUAUCGCAACGAGAAACUAGCCGCAUCUUACCGACAUCAUCGUUCACUGGAGUGAGCGGUGCCAACACGGUCGUCAGACAGACACUCGGAGCAGAAGCAAAAAAGCAUAAAGCAUUUUAUGUACGUAAAAUCGCGACCCACCCUUAGUCGGUUGGUGAAGCGGUUUGUGUCCAUUUGUACGAAACUUUCUCCAAUUCGUUCGCUCCGUCGGAUGCCUGCUGCUGGCCAAGCAAGGCAAUAGAUAGGCAGAGCCGUUUGUUUACGUACGUGCCCGCUAAUGUGUCUGACGGCGGGUGACGGUAGCGGUCGGUACCCCCUUGUCUGGCAGUAAAGUAGAGAGGCAAUCAGCGAAGAAUGCAGUCGCCGCCGUCCCUGGAGGUUAGCUGCACUCGUAGUAAACGAUAAUCAAGUGAUCCGCGUACAUUUACCAUUCGCAAUGUGCAACGCUUGAAGAUAGAGAGGCGCGUUCGCGGAUGGAGCAAAUAUAAAGUAUUGCCAGUAACGGAUAGUGUGUAAUAGCAGGAUUGCAACAAAAAAUACCGUUCCGUAUUGAAGCACGCAAGCAGCAAACAAUAGUAUUUAAAUCUGUCCGUUCGUCCACAUCAUGCUAGUGAGCAAUUGAUUGCAACAAAAUCAGCGUGAAAACUCAUCCUCAUCGUGUACCGGAUUGUGGCUCAUAUUAAUGCACUAUCAUGGAUAGCAGUGAAGCGACAGGCAGCACCAAAGUAGUACGCAAAGGUGGCGCUGAACGCUUACAUCGAAAGGGGUAUCCGUUUGCGUCAAGAGCGGGCCCUAGAACAAUGGACACGGACGGACGCACUGGACACGCUCGGUCCACAGCUCUCUAGUACCGUGACACGCUGGCUACUGUACGGUACCGUCGUGCCCUCCGUCCAUUCGUCCAACUACCAGCACCGGCAAUACUCAUCCGCACAUUCCACCAUACCGCACAGCCGGCACACGGUGCGCAGACUACUACCCAGACGCAAAAUGUCUUCGACGGAAAGUGGUGGCAGCGGUGGUGAUGGUGGUGGUGGUGGUGGUGGUGGCAGCAGCAGCAGCACCAGUAGUCCCAAAGUGCCCUCGCCCACCCGUCGAACGCCCGGGCGGCGUGCGCGAGAACUGCAUCGUACGUCGACGGCCACCUCGUCCUACUCCUCGGCCGGUUCCAUUACCUCCAUACUGUCCAGCCUGUCCUCGGUGAACAGUGCGGGCGGUGGUGGCCACCAGCAACAACAUUCCCAGCGCAAACAGCGUCGCUACAAGCGACGGAUAGCCAAGACAGCAGCGGCGGCGGGUACAGCUGAAACCAAAGGUGGUGACGUCGGCAGGCGGCGUACGCGGAAAGCAAUGGCCAACAAAACGAACCCCGACACCCGGUGGACCGACGAGAGCCGGUCCGAUUCUUCAGAACAUUCCAUUGAGGGACCAGUGUCGAUGCCAUGGUUCGGCAUGGACAUCGGCGGCACGCUGACGAAGCUGGUGUAUUUCGAGCCGAAAGACAUCACGCCGGGCGAACUGGACCAGGAGGCACGCAUUCUGCGCAACAUUCGGCGUUACCUGACGAAGAAUUCCGCCUACGGUAAGACGGGCCACCGGGACAGCCACCUGCAGAUGGACGAUGUGGUGAUCCGGGGUCGCCGUGGAUCGCUCCACUUCAUUCGCUUUCCGACGUCGGAGAUGCUAAGCUUUCUGAAGCUUGCCAAAUCGAAGGGCAUGGCCCAGCUGGUAACGACCGUGUGUGCAACCGGCGGCGGUGCGUUCAAGUUCGAGGAAGACUUCCGGCUGAACGUCAACAUGAAGCUGGCCAAGUUUGAUGAGCUGGACGCGUUGAUCAAGGGCAUACUGUUUACCGAAACGCACAACAAAUGUGAAUGCUACUUUUGGGAGAAUGCCAAUGAAAUUAGUAGUACGAAGAAAAAGUUCGACUUUAGCCAACCGUACCCGUUUAUACUGGUGAACGUCGGCUCGGGCGUAUCGGUGCUGGCGGUGCGCGGCCCGGACAACUACAAGCGCAUCUCCGGUACGAGCCUGGGCGGCGGAACAUUCCUGGGCCUGUGCUGUCUGCUCACCGGCUGUGAAACAUUCGAGGAAGCAAUACAGUUAGCUACGAAGGGUGAUCAUAAGAAAGUAGAUAAGUUAGUUAAAGACAUUUACGGCGGUGACUACGAGCGGUUCGGGCUGCCCGGCGAGUUGGUCGCGUCCAGCUUCGGACAGAUGCAUCUAGAGGAGCGAAGGCAGAGCGUUAGCAAGGAGGAUUUGGCCCACGCUAUCCUGGUGACGAUCACCAACAACAUCGGUUCGAUCGCACGCAUGUGUGCUAGUAAUGAGAAGAUUGAGAAGGUGGUAUUUGUGGGCAACUUCCUGCGCGUGAAUCCGAUCUCGAUGAAGCUGCUAGCGUACGCGAUGGAUUACUGGUCGAAGGGAACGCUCAAAGCUUUGUUCCUUGAGCACGAGGGCUACUUCGGUGCUGUCGGUUGCCUUUUGCAGUUCAACGGUGAGCUGCACGCACAAGUCGGUGAUUUACUUACUUAGAUAGUAGGCUAGCGUGUAACGUAAAACGGUAACAACUGGAUAGGAAUGACAGAAAGCAAAAAAAAAACGAGGAAUCACCAUCCACCCAUCCGACUUGUAUCCGGGUUCCAUUUCUCUAUUGGUUUCAAUUGGCACGGUUUGAGCGGGGCUGGUUCUACGUUGGUUCGUUUUUAUAGCACUCGUUAGGUGCAAGCUGGGCGUGGCCCGACAUGGCCGGGGUUCAAAUCCGGGGAUCGUUCCCCCAUAGUGAGGACUGACUAUCCAACUACGCGGUAUCAAUACGUCUAGUAAGCCAGAAAUGAUGGCAGGUCGGUUAGGAGAAGAAAGAAGAAGAAGGUUCGAAAUUCGACCGUAAGAGACAGACCCGAAUUGGACAGCUUUCAAGCUGUGAACCCCCACCUCCAACCUCACACGCUCAGACGGAGUGGGGGGGACCCUUUCUCAAUCAUAUUGUUCUAGGCGAUUAUAGGAACGUAUCUACACGAAUUUUGAGGCAGUCUAGUGUAAGAGGAAAGCAUUGCUACAAUGCUGAUAGGGUUUUAGCGAAACCAACCAACAUGAUGGAAAACAAAUCCAGAAAUCCAUAUUCAAAUGAUAUCCGUCGGUUUGUCCGUUAAAAUGAGCUGUGAGAGAGGGCGCACUGAUAUCGAAGAACACUGCGCGUAGCUAAUGUUUGUUUUUGUUUUGUUUCGAAUCGUACUGAGUUCUUCCGUUUAGAGUUGCUGUUGAGCGUUAUUAGCUACACAAACAAUACAAUCAACUUUUCCAAACAACCACGCACCGACAACCACCCAUGACGAACAUGUCCCCAAAUAUUUACAAAAACGAGUGAGAUUCCUUAGACACAGGGAGCAGCGAACCCCGCCACACCACACCUGCUUAUAAUUAGGCAAAAUCGGAAAUAAUGGUAUUGGUUAGCGAAGUGGUGGUAGUACGAAAAAGCGAGGAUUGAGAGAUCUAUUGGCAGAAACCGUGGGUGGAUAGUUAAAUCAAAUAAGUUAAAAAUUAUGAUAAGAACCGGAACGAUAGCUAGAUUGAUAGGUGGGACUGGUGCUCAUUGCAAAGAAACACACACACUCACACGGACUCCCCUGUGCUUUUGUGUUUGUUUGCAGGUCAGUGGGGUAAAUGUUAUUGCUACUUUUAUUAUUAAUAUUAUUAUUUUUAUUUUAUACCUGUUUAGUAGAUGUUGAACAAAAUUUGGCGUUGCUAUUAAGUUGAGUUCAAAACUCAAAAGGCCACCCUUUGCAAAACAAAACAAACUUGCUUUCAGGAAACGCUGUAGAAACGCGAGUGUAAAACUUAAAGGUUCUAGGAUGUAAUUCGAUUUUUGAUCUUAUCUCCUCAGACUGCUAACUGCGACCAACGGGAAUAAACGGAAUAGGAGGAAACGUGAAGAUAAAGAAGGAAGCGUUCAUUGAGAAAAGGAUGUUUCGAAAAAAAACAAAACCUAUCGAAAAAUUGAAAAAAGCCAACAAGCUAGCUGCUAAUUUUACACACACACAAAUCUUACAAAAUAGAACAAAAUAGAAAAACAAAAGCAAACAAACGUAUCACAACGUGGUGGUGGAUGAUGGAGUCAGUUGACUCCGGGCUGCUCAACCUACCAACGCCUCAAAACGCGCCUAAAUGUGCAUCGCCUAAAAACAAACGAAGCACGAACCAGACGUAAACAAUGAAAGGUUUUUCGGUAUCGAAGAAAAGCGUAGAAAGUAAGUUCUGCUUUUGGGUACAGAAAAAUCGCCCAGCCAAUGCACAACAGCCAGGAAGAGCAACGAUGCACAGGGCGUGUGUGUGUGUGUGUGACAUGGCCGAUAUCGAAAUAGAGAAAUUCAAAGCAAAAGACAGUUUUGAUCGCGUUCGAUCGAAUUGCUAAGAACAUUUUUCCACUAUUUGCUUUAUACAGUUAAUUACAAAACCAAAUGAAAUAUAUAUACACAGCGCAGAUAAAAAAAAACCCAC
Molecule: messenger RNA, 4676 nt
Organism: Anopheles stephensi (Asian malaria mosquito)
Lineage: Eukaryota; Metazoa; Arthropoda; Insecta; Diptera; Culicidae
Gene: fbl
Product: pantothenate kinase 3
Exons: 6
Coding region: 1170-2714 (514 amino acids)
Biological process (GO): coenzyme A biosynthetic process
Cellular component (GO): cytosol; nucleus
Molecular function (GO): ATP binding; pantothenate kinase activity
Source: RefSeq, a predicted model, not a curated record